This is a messenger RNA of Vigna unguiculata (cowpea), 1894 nucleotides long. RefSeq names its product transcription factor AS1 pseudogene. The record is from RefSeq and is a predicted model, not a curated record. Lineage: Eukaryota; Viridiplantae; Streptophyta; Magnoliopsida; Fabales; Fabaceae.
CGUGCCAUCUUUCUCGCAUAUUAAGCGCUGAAACCGACGUACACACUGUCCCCAUUUUCUCUCUCUUCCCUGUCUUGUCUAUUCUCACUUUCUCCCAUUCUCUCUCUCUCUCUCUCUCUCUGCUCCAUUUCAGUGCUGUCUUCUCCCCACCACCCCACUCUCCCUUUCUCUUUCUCUCACACUCAUCCUAUCAUCAUCAUCAUCAUCAUCCUCAACAUGCCAUCCCCUUUGACCCUUCUUCUUCCCUUCUGUCUCAACGCCGCCGUUUCAUUCACCACAACAUGCUGUUGACUAUUCACCCUUCCAACUCUCACUUUCCCCACUUCUCCUUUGCCUUUCCCCAUCUGGGUAUGCUCCAUUUUCUCCAUUCCCUGAAAAAGACUCAUUUUUUAUUGCUGUCUCCAAUAAACACAAUGAGUUCAAGCUUCAAGACAUGGGAUGUCGGAUUUGCACUUGGAAAUGAAAGAGAGGCAACGUUGGAGAGCUGAAGAGGAUGCUUUAUUACGUUCUUAUGUCAAACAGUAUGGUCCUAGGGAAUGGAAUCUUGUUUCUCAGCGCAUGAACACACCUCUCAACAGGGAUGCAAAGUCAUGCUUAGAAAGGUGGAAGAACUACCUCAAGCCUGGCAUCAAGAAAGGAUCUCUCACCGAAGAGGAGCAGCGCCUUGUAAUCCGGCUUCAAGCAAAAUACGGCAACAAAUGGAAGAAAAUUGCAGCAGAAGUUCCAGGUAGAACUGCCAAGAGGUUAGGGAAGUGGUGGGAAGUGUUCAAAGAGAAGCAACAAAGAGAGAAGAAAGAACUCAAUAGAAUCCCUGACCCAAUUAACAACAGCAAGUACGAGCACAUACUUGAGAGUUUUGCAGAAAAACUAGUAAAGGAACAACAUCCUUCACCAUCAUUUGUUAUGUCUGCUUCUGAUGGGACAUUUCUGCGUACUGAUACACCAGCACCUGCAUCAUCCUUGCUUCCUUCUUGGCUUUCCAAUUCAAGUAGUGCUGCUGCUGGUCCAAGUUCCCUUUCUGUGACACUAAGUCUUUCUUCUGCAACAGUUGCUGCAGCUCCAUUCUCAUGGUUGCAACCUGAUAGGGGACAAGACAAUGCACCUUUUGCUUUGGGAAAUAUACCAGCUUUUAGUGAAAAUAUGCUGAUAUCUCAGAUGGUGGAGCACUGCAAAGAGUUGGAAGAGGGGCAAAGAGCUUUGAGUGCUCACAAGAAGGAGGCAGCUUGGAGGUUAAGCCGGGUGGAGUUGCAGUUGGAGUCAGAGAAGGCGAGCCGGAGAAGGGAGAAGAUGGAAGAGUUUGAAGCAAAGAUUAAGGCUCUUCGAGAAGAGGAGAGAGCUGCUUUGAGCAGAAUCGAAGCAGAGUACAAAGACGAGUUUGCUGCAUUGAAGAGAGACGCCGAAAACAAGGAACAAAAGUUGGCAGAACAAUGGGCUGCAAAGCAUUUGCAGCUUACUAGGUUGCUAGAGCAGAUAGGAUGCAGAGCAGGGUUCCUUGAGCCAAAUGCAAGAUGAAGAUGUCAUUUUGAAAAAUGGAUUUGGUGGUUCUCUUGUGACUUGCAGAUUACAAGAUGAUGAUAUUUUUAUGUUAAAACUGAUAUAGGUGUUUUUGUGACUUUAUGCUUUUUGUGAUCUUGGUAUAUUUGUGUUGUAGAUGUGUCCUAUCUGUUCCUACAACUUGAGUAUUUUCUGUGAGCACUUGAAUUAUAGUAUCACUUCCAAGUACGUGACUUAGUUAUAUUCUUCACCAUACUUGCCUCCAAAUUCUUUUCUUGGAGUGGCAUUAGGUGAAUGGUUGGUUUAUGUAAUUGUAUCUAAUCUUCAGACAUGUUUGAAGCUUUCCCACAAACACUUCUAGAAAGAGUAAAAUAAAGUAAAAAUGAAAUGAUUUAUUCCA